Lasiodiplodia theobromae is the source of this 2169-nucleotide messenger RNA. RefSeq lists its product as uncharacterized. NCBI's taxonomy places the organism in Eukaryota, Fungi, Ascomycota, Dothideomycetes, Botryosphaeriales, Botryosphaeriaceae. The transcript is spliced from 2 exons. Gene Ontology annotation, molecular function: L-glutamate N-acetyltransferase activity, acting on acetyl-CoA as donor; arginine binding. Gene Ontology annotation, cellular component: mitochondrial matrix. The record is from RefSeq and is a predicted model, not a curated record. The coding region runs from base 1 to 2169 and encodes 722 amino acids. Gene Ontology annotation, biological process: L-arginine biosynthetic process.
AUGAGCGUCCUCCGCAGCGCCCUCACGGCGCGAGCUUCUUCCACUGCUCGUCUGCGCCCUCGCUCUACAGCUGCCAUUGAUUCCUCCGUGUCUCUCCAGCGCCUCCGUCAACCUACCGCAAGCUUCGGAAACAGCGUGCGCCCCGAUCCCCGAGAAGACGACAUUGUGACUGCGCCGACAACUGUCAACCCGGACCACGUCGAUCACGAGCGCGAAUUUAUCCUAUCUGUACUCAGUACCACCGCGACAAAGCGCGAUGCCCGCAACUACCUCGCUCGCUAUCAGCCUCAAACGCGAAAGAAGCAGGCCCAGCGCACCGCCCAGAAAUAUGGGCAGCAGCUGGAGCGCCAAACUGCCGCCGCAGUCGAGAAGAACAAUGGCUGGCGCUUGAAGCAGACAGGCGUCAAUUUGGGCAACCUGUAUGCUCCAACCAAAGCCAUGCAGGAGAGCCCUGUCUUCACUCACCAGGAGCUGCCCGAGGAGACUAUUCCAGAAGAAGAGGUCGUUCAGCCCUUGCACGUUGCUCUGGUCAAGGUCAGAGCUGUCGAUCUGUGGGAUGAAGGAACCCUAUACGGCGUGGGCUUGACUCUUGGUCAGCUCGUUCGCCUCGGUCUGAGCAUAGCGGUCGUAGUCGACUGCGACGAGGAGGGCUCUCCGGAUGCGCCGGAGAAGAUCACAAAAGAAUGGCGGGAAAAGGCAAACGAGCAAGCAGACCGCGUCGUCGAAUCGCUCUGCCGCACCACUCCCCAGGGCGGAGUGCGCAUCAACGAUGCCCUCAGCAUCUCCAAUCCUGAGAACGAGUUCUUCUCGAGCAAGGUUGAAGUGCGGGGCGGCGUUAAUGUUGAAUACCCGAACCUCCUAAUUCCACUCCUACAAGGUGGAAAGAUUCCCGUUAUUCCGCCCAUAGCAUUCACCAGAGGUGACUUCAAGGUCACCAGGAUCCAACCCGACGACGCUAUGCUUGCUCUGACCCGUGAGUUCUCGGGUAUUCGACACAUCGCCGACAGGAAAGUCACCGCGAGACCGUCAGAGGAAAUUACGCUGGAGAGGGUAAUUGUGCUGGAUCCCCUGGGUGGAAUUCCAUUCCCUAACCGCGAUGAUCGCGCCCACGUUUUCAUCAACUUGGAACAGGAAUACGAAGCUAUCAGAAAGGACCUUCAGGAGGCUCAGAUAGCCAUGGCGGAACAGGCCAAGAAGAAGGGCUGGCUCCCGAACCCUUUCGCCAAGUUUACGAAACGAGAACUGGCAUCUCUUCCUCCCGUAAAUCCCCGCGUCUUGGGGUCUCCAGACAAGCCUCUACGUCACCUCAAGAACCUGGAUUUGGUCGAAAGGACAUUGAGACUUCUCCCGCCCGUCUCGUCGGCGUUGAUUCUUACCCCUGCAGAAGCUGCUAUCUCUGCCAUUUCUUCUGACCCCUCAACUCCGGGUGUGCGCACUCGACGCCAGAAGAACCCUCUCAUCCACAAUCUCCUCACCGACAAGCCCAUGGUAUCUUCCUCCCACCCAGAUUCCCCUCUCGCUCAAAUCCCCUCCAUUAUGCCCGCAACAUUCGUCAAACGCGGCAUGCCCGUUACCAUGAUCCCCGACCCCAACAUCGAGCCAUGGCGGCCGCCGCAACCCGGCGAGCCCAGCCUCGAUCUCACGGAUCCGCGCAUCGAUUUCCCGCGCCUCGUCCACCUGAUCGAGGACUCGUUCGGUCGCAAGCUCGACGUCCAGCACUACCUCGACCGCAUCAAGAACAAGCUGGCUGGCGUCAUCAUCGCCGGCGAGUACGAGGGUGGCGCCAUCCUGACCUGGGAAUACCCGCCCGACGCUAUAGGACCCAACGGCGAGCGUAUCCCGCGCCCGCCCGUGCCGUACCUAGACAAGUUCGCGGUUCUGAAGCGUGCCCAGGGUUCUGGUGGUGUGGCGGAUGUCGUGUUCAAGGCGAUGGUUCGGACGUGCUUUCCGGAUGGUGUCGUGUGGAGGAGUAGGCGCGAUAACCCGGUGAACAAGUGGUACUUUGAACGUAGUACAGGGACUUUGAAGUUGGAUGCGUGGGAUGGGAGUAAGUGGACUAUGUUCUGGACGACGGAGGAUAUGGAGAAGGACGAGCAAGUGUGGAAAGAUUAUCAGGAGGUGUGUAAGGGGAUUGUGGCGAGCUGGGUGGAUAAGAGGCCGCCGGAUUGA